AGCCUGCACACAGGUAGCUGCCACAGGUGAGCGGCAGUGGAGGAAGAGAAGUGAACAAAGGCGGGUUGACAGAAACCUGUGAGAAAUGAAGUUAUUACAACUUCAGCAUUAGUAUGAUCUAAGAGGAAACAAAGGCGACCAUGGUAACUCUAGGAUUAUGCUGUGCCAACCUGAAGGACAACAAAGUCUUAAUGAAGAUUGGCUUGGCGUUGGUGCUGGUGGGCCAUGUCAACUUUCUUCUUGGAGCACUGGUGCACGGUGCUGUGCUCAGGCACAUCAAUGUGCAUGCUCAGGCCCGGGCCAUGGUGUAUGCCAUCGCCAAUGUCAUUGCAAUGGUUGCAGGCCUGCUGGGAAUUAUUGGUGGAAUAACAGCCAUUGUCUUGUCAAAAAACAAGAAAAACAGGAUCCUGAAAUGGGUUCUGCUAGUCUUCAGCUUCAUGGCAGGUCUGCUGGCAACUGCCUCUGCCUUGGGCCUGAUUGUGUCUAUGGUGCAGGCUAUUAUUCACAGGGGACGGAUCCUGCUGAUGCACUGCAAGUUUCCUGAUGCCACUGGCUUCUCCAGUGUCACAAACGAAUGUCCCUUUGAUCCCACCCGCGUCUACGGAACCACAGUCAUACUCUGGGUGCCUCUCAUCGUGGUGUCUGUGUUGGAGCUGGUGUUUUCCUUCCGCUGCUUUGCUGCCUGCACCUCAUUCCUUUACCUGUGUCCAUGCAGGAGGAGGAGAAGGCCUAUCCAUGCUAGGAGGGUGCGUAUCCAGAGGCCAGAUGAAACUCCAUCAUCUCCUCCCCCAGCACCAGCACCAGUGCCAGAGCCAGAGUCUGAGGCUGAGCCUGCAGAGCAGCACGAGCUGCUGGACUGUGAUUCCCGAGUGGAGCAGAGUGACUGGCUCUGAACCAGAAAACCUAGAGAUAGGUUGGAACCUGCUGAGCCUGAGCUGCAGUCAUCAAAUGCAGUGUUUUUUGCACUUGGAUCUGUCAACUGCAGAAUGGUGUGUUAGGUGUUAAAGUGGUUCUCCAUGUUACAGUUUUAGUGUCUAAUAGACAUAUUGUGAGACUUUGACCAGGUAAGGCAAUGCCAUUUGAUUUCCCCUCCAUAAAGAGGAAUACUUUAAGUGAUAAUGCAUCGCUGUUGAUUUUUACAAAUUAUCAGCAGACUGGGUAUAUUUCCAUUGUCUUAGAAAUAUACAGAACUCAUUAACCUAAGCAUGUCUUUAACACUUAGGGUUUUCACCCAAAUAAGCUUGGUCCAUCU
Messenger RNA from Myripristis murdjan (pinecone soldierfish), 1252 nucleotides. It is a transcript of the gene tmem54a, whose product is annotated as transmembrane protein 54a. The transcript is spliced from 6 exons. Lineage: Eukaryota; Metazoa; Chordata; Actinopteri; Holocentriformes; Holocentridae. The record is from RefSeq and is a predicted model, not a curated record. Bases 141 to 893 code for a protein of 250 amino acids.